This is a messenger RNA of Fomitopsis serialis, 1919 nucleotides long. RefSeq names its product Alpha/Beta hydrolase protein. The transcript is spliced from 14 exons. Bases 185 to 1816 code for a protein of 543 amino acids. Lineage: Eukaryota; Fungi; Basidiomycota; Agaricomycetes; Polyporales; Fomitopsidaceae. The record is from RefSeq and is a predicted model, not a curated record.
CUGACGGCCGCCCCCUUUCCGUCGGCCAACUUGCCCGUUAGCUCCAAUCCUAUUUGCCCAGCGUUGUGGGUGUGAUCAGCGCUGUGAACACUGCGUCGACCAACGUAUAUAAAUUCUCCGACUUGAUGCACGCCCUCCUCCCCUUUGCCUUCGUUGGAAGGGAAGUCCACCGGAUCUUGCUGCCAUGAUCGUAGGGUUCGCUAGCGUGUUGAACCUCCUCGCAGUCGCGAAGCUCGUCGCGGCUUCGCCCUCUGCGUCUCUCGAGGGUCGAUGGGCCAAUGUGUCGACCCCUGUCGUAGACCUCGGGUAUUCUCAAUAUCAGGGAACGUACGACCCCGAUGCAAACAUUUCCUACUUCUUCGGUAUUCGCUUCGCACAGGCCCCCACUGGGGAACUGCGCUGGCAGGCGCCGCAGACGCCGGCGACAACUACCGGUGUACAGCAAGCAACAGAGACGCCUAACCAAUGCUACCAGGCGGCGUAUGGUGGUAACAGUACGAACCCCUACAGACCGUCAUCCCUCCAGAAGAGAGCCGCCUCCCAGGACGAAGACUGUCUCUUCCUGAAUGUUUACACCCCGGGACAAUUGCAGCCGGGUGCGGCUCUGCCGGUCGUUGUCUGGAUCCACGGCGGAGGGUACAUCGCCGGGUCGGCAAGCAUAUACUCCGGCCAAGACCUCGUCAAGGAGUCCGACUACGGAGUCAUCGCUGUUGCUAUUCAGUAUAGGCUGGGUGUCUUCGGCUUCCUCCCAGGCUCCGAGGUAAAGGCGAACGGUUCGCUCAACGCGGGUCUCCUCGACCAGAACUUUGCGUUGCAAUGGGUCCAGGAACACAUUUCGUCCUUUGGCGGUGAUCCGGCAAAGGUUACGAUCUGGGGUGAAUCGGCAGGUGCGGGCUCCGUUAUGCAACACAUCGUAGCACACGGCGGGCAGACAGAGCCUCCGCUCUUCCGUGCUGCUAUGACUAGCUCGACGUUCCUGCCGUUCCAGUACUACUACAACGACACCAUCCCCGAGGAGAUAUUCUCUGAGACGGUGGCACAAACCAACUGUUCGUCUGCUUCCGGCGCGCUCGAGUGUCUGCGCUCCGCCUCCGCCUCCGCUCUCCAAACCGCCAACACAGCAAUCAACUACGCGGACUUCUACGGUACCUACGUCUUCGUCCCCGUGGUCGACGGAACAUUCAUCGUCGAGCGGCCCACCGUGACGCUCGAGAAGCGGCGCGUCAACGGCAAUGUGCUCCUCUCGGUCACGAAUUCGUUCGAGGGGUACAACUUCGUCGACACGACCACGCCGCCGACGAACAUCACGGACUAUGUCACGCAGCUCUUCCCGCUGAUCGACCAGACGAUCAUUCAGACGAUCGUCGAGCAGUACACGAGCGACCCCGCGCUGAACGACACUCUGGCGCAGGCCAUUGGUAUCAUGGGAGAGUCGAUCUUCAUCUGCCCGACGUAUCUGCUUCUGGAAGCGUUUGGAGAUAACGCGUACAAGGGCGAGUUCGCAGUGCCGCCUGCCAUCCACGGACAGGACGUACAAUACUACUUCCCCACCUCGAACCCGCCGGCCUACAACAACUCGGAGCUGAUCACGUCAUUCUCGCAGUCGUUCAUGUCCGUCGUGAGCUCGCUCGACCCGAACGACAAGGCCGUGCCGGACCUGAAGCCCGCGUGGGCCGUGUGGCAGAACGGGACGGCGGAGGUGCUGUUCAACGUUACCGCCGCGGGCGAGCCCGUCGUGCAGACGACGACGACGGACCCGGCGCUGCUCGAGCGAUGCGCGCUUUGGCAGAGUAUCAGCGGCUUGACGUACCAGUGAGCGAUGGACAUGUUUCUUCUUGUGUUGGUACGUGUAGGACUAGUGGCGUGCGUCGGUCGAAAUGUACGUUUUGAACUUGUUGAAUAUUGUUUCUGGAUUGAAA